Molecule: messenger RNA, 4092 nt
Organism: Hemiscyllium ocellatum (epaulette shark)
Lineage: Eukaryota; Metazoa; Chordata; Chondrichthyes; Orectolobiformes; Hemiscylliidae
Gene: dipk2ab
Product: divergent protein kinase domain 2Ab
Exons: 4
Coding region: 967-2256 (429 amino acids)
Source: RefSeq, a predicted model, not a curated record
AAAUAAAAGAAGGUGAUAGUUAAUCUUCUAUCAAUGGAAGAGCGUCCCUUCAGCUGUUUCGCUUCCUAUUUUAUUUUGUGUUUUGUGCAGCUUUCAGCUGAAAUCAGUGACUGGCUGUAGAAAAGUGCCAGGGAUAUUAUAUUUUGUUUUAUAUUCUGCCUUUAAAUGUAGUUCUGGGGUUAAAGUUACACGUUGGUUAGUUCCUCCCCAUUCUCCCCUUUCACCAUCUUCUCUUUCUUUAUCUUCCCCCCAAUCCCUUUCUCCACUUGGACAAUUGUUCUAAUCAAGUCGUUUGUUUUUGUUUUGGCCAAAUGGUCAGGGCUACUUUCUCCAGGGGUUUGGCAGGGGCGGGGGGUAAGGUGUAGGUGUUCCUGGAUUUCCACCACACGUCCAGCAACAACAGUAACAAUAACGUUGGUUCGAAAUUGAAGGGGAAAAAGGGGGGCGAGGAGAGAGGGUCCUGUGCUUUGUUUCAGCGCUAAAGAGGGCGCACAAUCCAAACAGAUCAUUGCAUUUAUCAACCCCCACCCCCCUCCUCCCAUCCUCCCCCCUCCGCCGUCCAUCCUCUCCAAGCCCUACUCUUGUUUCUGCUUCCAGCAAGAGAUGGAGCCCUGAGACUGUGCAGACUCCUAGAAACUUUAAACACUACCGAAGCUGCACUCACUGGAUGCUCUCUCUCUCUCUCUAUCCUCCUCCCCUCCUGCUGGAAUUGAUUUAUCCUUCGCAGUUUAACUUUUGAGAUUAAUUUACAGGACAGAAGCUUCUUUGAACAGAUUUGCUGAAACCUUGAAGAUAUGAAACAUGUGAUCCUUGGAACUGGUGCGCAGUCAGCUAUUGUCGGUUGCUUGUCUGAUCAAAUUAAACCCAAACUGAGUAUGUGAGAUCAGGUCGCUUGUUAAUAUGGACUUGUAUAAAAAACCCUAAGAAAUACUGAACGUGUCAAUCGAGCUGAGUGCAAGCGGAACCAUGUGGCGACUGCUCACAUUAAAGUUUGGGCGCUUGUACCGUUGUCUGAAGUUCCUAUUUGUGGUGAGUCUGUUGGUUUUCACUUUGUUGAAUACGCACUCAUUUAUUGCCUCAUUUCAGAAGAAUGAACUUGCAGAUCGUCGUUUUAUUAGCCUGAACAAGUGUCCAGCCUGUUUUGGAACCAGCUGGUGUCGUAAGUUUAUGAAUGGGCAAAUCACUUUUGAGACAUGGGGUCGUUUCCGAAUACUGGACUUCUUGAAUGUGAAAAAUGUCUAUUUUGCUCAGUAUGGAGAGCCAAGAGAAGGCGCAAGGCGUAUUGUUCUGAAACGCUUGGGCUCUAAUCAAGAGCUUGCUGAUAUGGACCAAAAAGUCUGCAAACGGGCUACUGGGCGCCCUCGUUGUGAUGUUACACAAGCCAUCUACAAGACUCAGUUUUCCCGUUUAAAUGGUGAAGUUCGGUUACUGACUCCAGAUGUUGUGGAGGGGUGGUCAGACUUAGUGCAUUGUCCAUCGCAAAGACUCCUAGACAGAAUAGUACGCAGGUAUGCUGAAACGAAGGAUUCUGGAAGCUUUUUAAUGAAAAAUUUGAAAGACUCUGAGCGGAUGCAGCUACUUCUGACACUGGCUUUUAAUCCAGAGCCUCUAGUUUUCCAGAGCUUUCCAUCAGAUGAAGGAUGGCCUUUUGCAAAGUACCUUGGAGCCUGUGGGAGAAUGGUGGCUGUAAAUUAUGUAGGCAAUGAACUUUGGAAUUUCUAUAAUGCACCCUGGGAAAAACGAGUAGACUUGGCCUGGCAAUUGCUGGAAAUCGCUGAACAACUUACAAACAAUGAUUUUGAAUUCGCGCUCUAUCUCCUUGACGUCAGCUUUGACAACUUUGCUGUUGGACCACGGGAUGGAAAGGUCAUAGUGAUUGAUGCUGAAAACGUCAUUGUGGCAGACAAAAGAUUAAUCAAACAAAAUAAGCCUCCAAACUGGGACGUCUGGUACGAGAGCACGUUUGACGAUUGUGGAAAAGAAGCCUGCCUGUCUUUCUCAAAGGAGGUUUUGUGUUCGCGUGUUACAGUUGACCAUAACUACUAUGCCAUUUGUCAAAACCUACUCUCUAAAUAUGCCACGUGGCGUGGCACAACUGGCGGGCUCCUGCACAGCCCUCCUGCAGAAAUUGUCCGAGCUGGCAGACUGGAGGCCUUGCUCGAAGAAUGUGCACACCCAAAGAAACAGUACGGCCGAUUCCAAGCAGCAAGAGAAUUGCGAGACUAUCUUGCAAAGCUGAGCAAUAAUGUAAGGUAGCUAAACAUGGGUCUGUUGUUUUUCAUACUGUUCUAGAUUUGAGAUUUGAGUUGAACAUGAGUGUGGUUCCUGUGUAGAAUGUAAACCUGUAUUGAAGGAUACCUUGCAGAUAUGGCACUAUAUAGUGUUGUAAUUCAUGCUUGGAACAACAACAGACAUCUGCAAACCAGUGUAUAGGACUGAUUAUCUGAUUAGAGCAUUGAGCUAUUAUUGACUUGUUCUCUGAUUGCCUGCAGAGUAAUUCCGAUGAAGACCAGCAGGUCACUGGUGAUAAUAGACCCUGACAAGUUUAAUGAUUGCACAUGUGUCAAAGGGCAAUUGACAUAACACAGCAUUACUGUCACAAUUUGUGAGGCUGAUUCCUUUACUGAGGAAACCUUCCUUAACUUGAAAGCCUGUUUCAAGGCUUUAACCUACUGAUGUUGUCUUGAUCCUGUCUAUAUUUUAAAUAAGGAAAGCAUUAAAAAUGUUUGUAUUAAAGAAAAACUUACAUAUACUGCCAUCAAAAUGUAUGUGCAAAAUUUUGAUACAAGUUUGCUCAUACUCCUUUUCAAAUAUGUGAACGUAUUUCUAACUUAUCUGUAAACUGAAGCACUGAGAAAAUAUGGCAUUGGGGUAUACUGUCCAGAACCUUAAAGCAUUCCCUCAUCACCAUUUAAGCAAUAAUUUGAUGUUCUGCAAAGAAUGGGAAGAGGAAAUCCUCACUGUUUGUAUUACACAAGAAGUCUGUAAGCAUGAAAUAGUGACUGGAGGUUAAUUUCUUUUGAAGCAGCAACAUUAAAAAAGAACAUUUUGAGCAUCUUUAUGGGUUACUUAAAAAAAUCAAUUUGAUUUCUGUAAAUAAAAUUAGGGGAGCUUUCUUUCCGCAAGGAGUAGAGGAGACAGACACAAAAGUAUUUGAGCACAUGCCAAAGAAUAAGAAUUGUUCCAAAAUUACCCUUCCCUUGGAGGAGAAACCUAUUUAUUGGGUAAAAGCAGUGAAAAUACAGUGCCAAGGAUUUUGGUGGCUAUUUAUAUAUUAAAAAUGCAUUACCUAAAACAGGAAUAACGUUUUUGGUUGCAAGUUUGCAUUUACCACGUGCUUGGUAUUAUUCUUUAUUGAUUUACUGGGCUGACACAGAUGGCAAUUGCUUUCUGCUCCAGAUCUCACAUUGGUACAGUAUUGUAAUUUAAAAUUUGGUUAAGGUGAUGAUUUUCCAUUUGUUCCCACUAACCUAUAUUAAUUUUUUUUUUCAAUUUAAGCAGUUGUGUGUGUUUGGCACGUUAAAAAGCCUCAUAGUUUGUGUGGAAAUGGGGUGGAAAAUCUGUUUUUGCUACUGAUUAGCUGAAGUGCAGCUGUAACACCAUUACCAGCUACUUCCAUGCCUGUGGUUCAAUCUGGAUAAAUGUUAAACUAUUCCCCGUAAAGUAAUUUUGUGACUUUAAUCUCCAUUUUAAAACAUGCUGAUGCUUUUCAUUCUAAAACUAGCUUGAGUUGGCUUCAUUGCAGGGAACUGAAUGCUGCAGUAUCACUACGAAAUAAAGUAGGAAGCAAUAGUGUUUGUUUCUCUGGUAUUUCCUAAACCUCGUCAGACACUGAAGUAAUCAGAUUAUGACCCAUUUAACAGUACAAAUGUAGCUUUUAUUGUGUACUGUACUUGUUAGUGAGGAUGCAGCUGACUCCAGGUUUGGGUUUUGGAGGUUUGUAAAUGCUGGAAAAUGCUGUCUUCACUUUAUUUUGUAUGUUCUCAUUUAGUUUCUAUGUUUUAUCAUAAUGGUUUGAUUCACUGUGCCUUUCAUUCAGAAGUUGUCUUUAUAACUUAAAGUGGAUUCAUAUAAUAAAACUUUACUUAUUAA